AUGUGCGAGGGAGAUGACGUCAGAGCAUCGUCCUAUGUGCCGGGGCUGAGCCCCGGACAGCCUCGGCCCAAUUUAACCGCUGACUGUAACUAUUCGGAGUCUCUGGAGGAUCCUUUCCCCUCGGAUAUCCACUUCCCUCUCUCUCUGCCUCUGACCUCAGACCCAGCAGUGGAAGAGGAAGAGGAGGAGGAGCCCGGGAGGAGCCUGCCUGAGAUCUGGUGUGACAAGGUGGCAGUUUCCUGUGACCACAACUACACAGCAGAGGACUCCGCUCGGCAGAAAAAGCGCAUUGAGCAGCUGGAGGAGCAGCUGGGGAGUCUGAGGAAGAAGCUGAAGACGACUCAGCAGAAAUGCCGACGACAGGAGAGACAGUUGAAGAUGCUGAAGGCAGCGUGCGAGACGCCGAGGACCGGCCGCCAGCCGCCUGCAACCUUCCGAGAGGGAUACGUGAUUCUACCCAAACACAUCUACCACACACUCAAAGGCAUCAAGUAACCACGAACUAAUGAAAAGGAGAUGUGGUCAAAAUGAGAGGCAGAUCAAACUGUCAGCAGCAGGAGACAGUCGCAGAUCUUCCUAGCCAGCAGCGCAGCCCUGAGUCCCGACAGGAAGGGCUCCGUAAGAAUGCAGGAAGCAGGAAACUCUGAAUUGGUUGGUACAACAACUACUUACAUAUUCUUCGUGUUAAGGCUGCACUGAAAUUGCAUUAACUCUUGUGUUGGCUUACUUUUUAAUUGUUGUCCUCCCGGUUUGACUGUUUCCAUAUAGCGUAUAAAUAAUCACCCAAAUCUGUUCCACCUUUUAAGGCAACUUCAUAUCUACUUAUUAUGUUUUACUCUUCUUUUUUAAAUGUAUGUUCAAUACACCUAAUUUACACACAAUUAAACCUAAAACCGAAUUUGAAUAAACUUGGAUUCUUCAAGAAAUAGUCCACCAUGUUACUCCCCCUGAAAAAAACAAGAAUUGUGACUUUCAUUUCUAUCCUAUUUAUGUUUUUUUGAGGAAUUCCUCCUAAAAAGGAGUUCAACAAACGGUUCAUUUGUAUUACUUUUCUAUGAUUUACUUCUUUCUAUGUUUUAUUUUUUCCUCACAUAAAAACAAUACAGAAACA
Notothenia coriiceps (black rockcod) is the source of this 1111-nucleotide messenger RNA. Its product is annotated as THAP domain-containing protein 1. NCBI's taxonomy places the organism in Eukaryota, Metazoa, Chordata, Actinopteri, Perciformes, Nototheniidae. The transcript has 2 exons. The record is from RefSeq and is a predicted model, not a curated record. Bases 1 to 495 code for a protein of 164 amino acids.